AUCGGUUGGUUAGUGUUUAUCGCUUAGAUAAUGUAAAAGCUAAUAAAGGUAUUCAUGUUGCAAGCUACGGAGGUCGCCUUUUACGGUGGGUGAUGAAGGAUGACGAUUUCAACAAUGGAUGUUUUAUGUGUCCUAAUAUGCCUGUUGCCCAGGAGACAACCAAUCCCAACUUCUUCCUAGGAUUUGCUGCUUCACUGGUUCCGCUGUUGCACCAUAAUGCCGGUCCGAGAGGAGUGUUCAUGGCUAAUAUGAUGAAACAGACUCUCGAUCCUCCGCCAAAAACACCUGAAGAAAUCCAAGACACAGGAGCAACUAAGAGAUGGAACAGACAUGACACUAACUUUAUAUCAACACUCACUACCCGCGCCUUAGGUAGGGACAAUUAUGGUAUGAAUAUGUUAGUUAAGUGGGCCUGUUACUACGGAUACAACAUUGAAGAUGGAAUUGUGGUAAAUACUCGCUUAUUACAGAAAGAAGACGGAAUUAUUCAGAAUAAAUUUGUGCUUGAUAUCGAUAAGAAUGAUAUUUUGGCUGCUUCCAAUAUUAAAUGGCGAUCUGAUAUCUACAAUUAUGACUCCGAUGGAAUUAUUCGUGAAGGAACAGUUGUUGUUGAUGGAACUCUACUAGCAUGUAAGAUCCAUAUCACCUCUGAAGGCUUGGUUAUAAGAAAGCCUCUUACAGCGGUAUUAGAUAGACCGUCGAUAGUCCAAAAUGUUAUCAAGACUGAACAACGGAUUAUAAUAAUAACUAGUUAUAAAUAUAAACUAUCCAUCGGGGAUAAAUUAGUUUCAACAGCGGCACAAAAGGGUGUGAUAACUCACGCUGUCCCCCUAACCGAGAAAGCAGAUCUAAUCAUAAAUCCUUGUUGUAUUCCAAGCAGAAUGACUAUGGGUCAAAUAUGGGAAGGAGUGAUAAGUAACUAUAUGCAUGAAGAGAAGGUGUCAAAGUCAUGGUUCUUUCCACCAUUUAACGACGCAGUCAUGACCUUCACUAACAUGAUCAAAGAGACAAAAAACUUGUCUUCAGUUCCAUGCCUCAAUGACCUCAUUCCAAAGAGUGGAUUUUGGUAUACUUACAAUAGAUAUUUUGUUUUAUCUCAGAGAAUCGACGAAAAGUAUCGGGUAAGAGGCGGAAGUACCGAAAAUAACAUAAAUCCCUUCACAAACCAACCACAAAAAGGAAGGAAGAUCAAAGGUGGCUUAAGACUUGGAAUCAUGGAACGCGAUGUUCUCCUAUCAUACAAUGCUAAGAAUACUAUGAAGCAGUUAAUGUCGCGACAGAGUGACGAAAUGGAAUGUUAUCUGUGUCCCAAAUGUGAGUGCUAUAGUCAUCUUGAAAUAUGUUCUCUGUGUAACAUUCAAUGCACAAAGGUUACUAUCGAUAAAAGCGUUAUAAAUCUAACCAAUGCGUUGAAGAAUAUACCAUAUAAUAUUAACCCUUCAUCAUAAUAAUAAAUCA
Molecule: messenger RNA, 1458 nt
Organism: Linderina pennispora
Lineage: Eukaryota; Fungi; Kickxellomycota; Kickxellomycetes; Kickxellales; Kickxellaceae
Product: beta and beta-prime subunits of DNA dependent RNA-polymerase
Exons: 1
Coding region: 138-1448 (436 amino acids)
Biological process (GO): DNA-templated transcription
Molecular function (GO): DNA binding; ribonucleoside binding; DNA-directed RNA polymerase activity
Source: RefSeq, a predicted model, not a curated record